Molecule: messenger RNA, 6923 nt
Organism: Bursaphelenchus okinawaensis
Lineage: Eukaryota; Metazoa; Nematoda; Chromadorea; Rhabditida; Aphelenchoididae
Source: the annotation of a GenBank genome assembly
AUGUUCUCUGGUGCUAUGGUAGAUGCUCUAGUUGAGUAUGGACAUGAAGCUGACUUGUUAUUGUCGGUUUGGAACCCAAUAUCAGCCAUAAAUGGCACUAAAAAGGCAACUAAAGUUUGGCGGGUUGAAAUUGAAAAUGCUCCGCUUGGAGGGGUAGGUGGAUAAAAGGAUUUGUUUUUGGAGUGGAGUGGGGAAAAUUGAUUUGCUUUAGGGGUGGAUGAUGGAAAAUGAAUUGUUUUUAGGGGUAGACAAUGAAAAAGGCCUAAAACUUGAAGUCCAGCCCACAAAAAUUAUAGUAAACCACCUUUUACAAUCCUAAAAAACCAAUUUUUCCAGGCCGCUUACCUUCGCCCAUUCGACACAAAUCAAAAAGCUGAUAUGCAUUCAUUGUUCGAUACCUCAAGAUUAAUAUUUUGUGAAAAAAUCCUCAAAGAUAACAAGUUGCUAGCCGAAUUGAAAGCCCAAAAAUACGACAUUGGUCUAGCACCACCAUACGAUUCUUGUGGACUGACAUUGUUUCAUAGAUUAGGCAUCAAAUCGACCGCUUUAUUCUCGGCCACACCACCAACAUUCUUUGUCAUGGAAACCUUGGGCAUUCCAGCACCACCAAGCUUUGUUACUGGUGGGUUUUUGAAGUUGUUUUUUGAUUUUAGGUAAUAAAAUGGAAAGACGAUUGAUUUGAACACGUUUUAUGUUUAUAAGAUUUGAAAAUCUCUAAGUAUUCAGCUUAUAAAAUGGCGAAUUGGGCAAUUUUAAUUGAUUCGCAGCGUUUUUCCUUCAACAAUUAGGUCUGAUUAUGAAACAAAUGGCUUUAUCUUUUUUAAUUGUUAUGACGUUACAAAAUGAGGUAGAUAUUUGAAAUCAGCAUAAAAUUCUGGUCCAUAAUGAUUUUUUUAAACAUUGCAGUUAAUUUGUUUUAACCGCGUAGCAGCAAGGUUUGUGUUUAGAUAUUGUGCACGGAAGCAUCUUGGUUCGAAUCCCGUCGAGUGCAAGGAGUUUUUCUUGGCUUUAUUCUUCAUAAACCUGUUUUUAAUAGGCUCAAUAGUAUUUUACGUUAAUUUCGUUAUAUUUUUAUACUUUUUACUUUUUUAAAAUGUGUGGUUUAUAUAAAUAUUGCCAAAAAUAACUUAUUUUUUGAAGUUUUUUCUAGAUUUUGGUUAUAGGUUGGCAUUUUUUAUUGUUUUUGAGCUUUCGUAUUGUGUUUAUUGUGUUUGGCAGUAAUUUUUAAGUUUAGAAGAGUGUAUAUUACCUAUUUUAGCAUUAAAAUUUUUCUAAAUUCCAGAUGGAAUCGCCCCAAUCUCCGUCUCCAAGUACUAUACCUUCAAAGAGCGCUUCAUAAACGCCAUCCAAUACUACAAGACCUACUUCACAGCUCAGAAUUUGUUUCAAGAUGAACGUAAGCUGAUCUUGAAGUACUAUCCGGAAGCUCCAACACCGUUACAAUUGUUCAGGAAUGCAUCGUACUUCUUUGUUAACCAUAACGAGCUACUUGAUACUGGACGUCCGAUAUCUGGAAAAGUGAAGUUUAUCGGUGGAAUUCAGCUACAUCAUGAGGAUACGGCUAAGAAGUUGGACUCUGUAAGAUAUUUAUUUUUGGUUGGGGCUUAUAAAUAAAGUUUUGGCUGAUUAUUUGGGGUAUUCGGCUCGGAAAUUAGCGUUUUUGGUCGAAAACAGGGCUGUAAACAAAGUUUUUGCGAUUUUUUCAAAACGUUUUUAGCGUUUAUAAACCUGCAAGAUACAAUGACAGCUUUAGCGACAUAUAAACCACCAUAUCUACCUUAAUAUUACUUAAAAUUCGCUCAUUUUUAGAAAUACGACAAGCUGUUGGCCAGAACCCCAAAAGGAGCUGUCCUAUUCUCGUUCGGUACCACUGCCAGUACUAACGUGGUUCCAAAAGAUGUGAGGAACGUGUUUAUCGAAACCUUUAAACAAUUCCCUGAAUACACUUUCAUAUGGAAGCAUGACAACAAAGAAGACGAUGAAGUAGAACUAAAAGAAGCUGAUAAUGUGUUUGCUGAGGAAUGGCUACCUCAAAAGCAGCUUUUAGGUGGGUUUCGAGUUUGAAAUAUACGCUAAAAUUGUUUUGAAAAGGCCUGUACUUGGUUGCCGAAAAAAGUCUUGUCGUCAAAGUCAAUCUAUUUGCACGGUGAAAAACGACAAGACUUUUUUCCUUUUCUUUUUUAGUAAUUCUUUUGAGUUGGGAUGGGUGAGUUUAAUAUUAGGUUGUUCAAUUAAUUCUGAGCUCUCUAACCUCAAAAAUUUGCUUUGAAAGGGGGCAAAGAAUUAUGUUAACAACUUAAUAUUUAGGUCUGUUUAAGUUUGAUCAGGUUCUAGACUGCCGAUAUUAAAGGGCACAGUUUUUUUUAAUAGCUUAGUAAUAUGAUUUGGAUUGCCAUUGUUUUUAAGUUUUAGGCUAAAAGUGUAGUGAAUCUCAUAUCAUUAUCAUUCCGUUCGAUUUUUAGAUUUUGGUCAUUUUUGGAAGACUGACCGCUUUUUGUCGAUUUUUUGAUUAAAAAAAUUAUUCCGAUAUUUCUCAUAUGAUUUUAUAAGUUUGUCUAAUUAAAACGCCUUAGGUAAAUUGCAAAAAAAUUUUGUUACGCAAUUUUUCUUACGCAAUAUUUUUAAUUUUUAUAAUAUUUGCCCCUGUAAAACGACCCAACAAAUCACUCCGAGUAGGGCAAUUUUACUCUGUCUCAAUUUCUUCAGAUUUAAAAAAAAAUUUGAAAUUGCAGCUGAUCAAAGACUCAAAUUGUUCAUAACCCAUUGUGGUAUGAACUCUUUUUCCGAAUUUACACUUCAUGGUGUGCCCGUACUAACCAUUCCACUAGCCGUAGAUCAACAUGUAAACGCAGCUUCAGUAGUUAGUCUAGGCAUUGGUCUACAACUUCAAAAGAACAACUUAACCAUAGAGAAUCUACAUUACAUUCUCGACCAUUUAUUGUCGAAACCGAGCUACAAAAAGAAUGCUGAAAAGUUGUCAAACGCAGUGAAAUCAUCUCCAAAUAAGCCUAGAAAAACAUUUAUAGAAUCGGUAGAAUUUGCAGCCAAAUUUCCAGAAGUUGCCGAGUAUCUACAGCUACCGUCAGUUCAUCUGAAUCCAUUUGUAGUCCAUUCGUUUGAUGUUUUUGCCAUAGUUUUUGGAACAAUUUUUGUUUUUUUAAUGUUUUUUGUACCUAUAGUGUUUAGAGCGGUAUUGUACAGCUGUAAUAUACCUCCAGAUCAUGCUAAAUAUAAAAGUGAUUAAACUAUAAAAUAAUAUUAUAUUUUAAUUUUUUGAAAUUACCCAAAUUUAUAAAGCGCGCAUUAAAAAUUGGCCAAUCCAAUAAACGUGAUGCAAGCAGGGGAACGCCCUUCCUGAAAAAAAAUUUCGAAAAAAGUUGCACUUGGUCCCCCCUGUGGGUUUUUUUGACCCCCGCCCCUAGACCGAAAGUCCCUGCCCAGCACUGAAUGCAAAAUCUAAAGCUAGUCUAAUAAAGUGCUUUAUAAAUAAAGUUUUAUCAUUUACGUGUUGUUAUCUUUUUGUUUUUUUAAAAGGAUUUUGAUAAAAUAUACAGUAUUUGUUUUACUUUGAGCAUUGACAAGGACUGGUUGGCUAGUAAACAACCAUUUUAAAGGACUACGAAAUGUCCUAGCUAAACGUUGGUAUUCUAUGUCAAAAUUCAGGAAAUUUCAAAAUUAAUUUUUUUGGUUACAAUUUGGGCAGGUUCAUUUCAAAUUGGCAAAUUUAUAAUUUUUCACUUACUUUUUUGAGAAAAAAAAUUUUUUAUUGAAAUUUCUUGUACAGUUAAACCUUUGCAAAGCUUUGUCGCUAUAAAAUUUUUCGUUGUUUACAUUGUUUUACCGGAUUUUUCCGGACGGACCCAACAAAAAGCUCCGGGUCAGUCCAAAAAAAUCGGUCCUAGCACAGGACCAAAAAAGUCGAAGUUUGGACCGAACCCAAAAUUCGCUAAACCGGGCUGGUGAAAAACGCUCUUCACCGGUUUGGACAAAACACUGGUUAUAUAGGAGUUUGUUGUACAGAAGUUCUAUUGUAUUCUUCUAUUCUUAUAUGGAAACUAAUUCUAAAGGUCGUUUCCUAUAUCAUAUUUAGCCGAAGAUACCUGUUUGUAUUCAUCUAAUCGUUUUGAUAGUUGUGUGUUUUUAAAAAACCAAAAAACAGCACGUUGAAAGUUCAUCGGAGCACGAAUAAUAAUUAUUUGCGCUAAAACUGGCACGAGGCCACUUUUUUUGGAAGAAGAAUAACAAAGGUAGAGGUGGAUUUUAAACUGAAAAAAAAGGGGAAAAUUCUUCUUGUUUUGUUUAGUAUGAGGCAAGAACGACGUGUUUUGAGUGGAAGGGGGGGGGGUAAAUGGGGGUGGAUAAACUUUUUUCGAAAAAAUUUCCACAGGCAGGUAGGUGCCUGUAUAAUACGUGGAAAAUUGGGAAAAGUUUUUUUAGGAAGUGGGUGCAAUGGUGGAUAAUGACUACAAUUCUUGUCCAAACAUUACACUGUACUCUCUAUAUAAGCAACCCGAAGGGACUACCAUUUUGUGUUUGCUAUAAGGAGUAUUGCUUAUAAAGAUGGUUCACUAUAUAGGGGGACCACUGUCCACCGAAACUUUUUGACUAAACCAAAAUGAAAUCUGGAUAUUAAUCAUCAUUCUUAUUCAUUAUUCAGAAGUUUUUAGCAGUAGCCUCUUCUUUUGUCAGAAAAGAUCUGUAGUGACGUCUCUGGUAUGAGGUGUUUCCUCUAUUUUUUACUGAAUUUUUUAUUUUUAAAAUCAUUUUUUUUUGUGUUUUUAUCGUGUUAUUUUACCGUGAUAUUUAUUUUUAGACCGGGCUGAGAAACAGUGAUAAUUUUAAUGAGUAUGCAAAUUUAUCGUUCCUUCACUUGACUAAACUCACCAUUCACUCAAUUCGAAGGCACGGACCGGUCAGUCGUUCUAUCGUCUACUCGCCAGUUAUCAUUAGACGUGACUUCAGCUAAAUAUUCAUCUACUUUAGCCAAUUCCCAUCAAGUUCAUGUCCAUCUACUAUGGCCACGUCAACGAAUACUCCAGCUCCAUAUUCAAGUAGUCCUUUGGCAAAGAAUAACCUCAAAGAUCUUAGAAAUUGGAAGCCAAAGACUUUAUCAAAGAUUCAGAAGCUGGAACCAAACUUUUUAGAGAUUCAGGAGGUAAACUCAACUCGAUCGGUUCAGAAGGCUAACCCAACUUUAUCCAUGCUUCAGAAGACAAAACCAACUUUAAACAAACUGGAUUCUUUGUCAGAAGCUAAAAUACGGGUCUAUGCUGAUGGAGUCUUCGACUUGUUUCACAUUGGUCAUGUACAACAAUUUGCUCAAAUCAAACAGAUGCUUCCUGGAUGCUAUUUGAUCGUUGGAGGUGAGUUUUUAGGCUUUUUAUUUUAAUAUUUUCAUAGAGAAACUAACUGUUUUAAUUUUUUUUAAUAUGGUUUUGAAAAAAGCAUAUUUUUCUAUAUUAUAGUAGGUAUUUUAGCCAAAAAUAAGGUGUUUUCAAUGAUUUUAGGUCAAAAUUUGUAAUUUAAAGUCCAUAAUUUUAAAGGCCAAUACCAAAAAGAUAUAAAAAUGAUAUUUUUUUCAAUUUUGACGUCAUGUUUUACUGUGUAAACUUCGAAUAUUACAGUAGUAUCAGACAGUGACACUCUAAAAUACAAGGGAGGAAAAACAGUGAUUUCGGAGGAAAAUCGCGCUGCCAUGGUUAGUCAAUGUCGAUAUGUGGACGAGGUUUACCUGAAUCCACCGUUUUACCCCACUUUGGAGUUUGUUAACAACAUCAAGGUGAGGUUUUGAGUAACUUGAAGGAGGUCGUAUUUUAGGAUUUUUUGUUGAAGUUUUGGUUUGUAGGUUAAAGUUUGAAGUCGACAACUUUUUAAUUAAAUUUUUUAAUAAUUUUAAUUUUUUCACUAUUUUACCAGUCCAUGCAGUGUUUUGCCGGUCCGAUCCGGACCGGACGGACCGAAACAGAAAUUUUUGCGGACCGGACCGGACCCAAAAACCUGCGGACCCGCACCGAAGAAAAAGCUCUGGACCGGUCCGGAAGAAAAUUUUUUUUUUUAUUUUAAGAAAACUGUUUUAAAAAUUGCAAAUAAAACAUAUUUUUAGGAGUUUCUAAGCAAAAAGAAAGCAGUUUUAGCGAUCCUUGCGUUUUUUAAAAAUUAAAAAAAAUGUUUUUGCGGACCGGACCGGACCCAAAAAUUUGAAGUUUGGACCGGACCGGACCCAAAAAAUCGCCGGACCGGACCGGUGAAAAACGCUCCGGACCGGUCCGGGCAAAACACUGAGUCCAUGUAAUCGCUUUUACCUUUUGGGUCGUUUUAAAAGAGGUUUGCAAAAUGUGCGACGUGGCCGAGUGGGUUGAGCGAAAGUUGUUCGUUUUUAAAAGGUUCGAACCCGGCCGGCUAUUUUGGCUUCUUUUAAGGUUUUUUGACAGUUUAAAAGGUUUAGAACUACUUUUACAUUAAUUAUGACAUAUUUUUUGAUUUACAUAUGCUAAAAGGUUUUAUUUUCACCAAGUAUACUUGAGGAAAAUAGCAAAAGUUCCGGAAAAAUUGAUGGUUUUUAGAUGAAUUCAUUGUUUUUUAAAUUUAAAUUCUUUAAAAGUGCACUUAAACAAAACAAAUAUUUUUUAAAAAAUUUUUAUAUUAUUCUUGUGUAAAAUACGAGCUUCUUUUUGGUCGGCUUUAAGCUUAAAAUUUAAUGCAACUUCUCAUUUCAGUGCGACCUAGUAGCUCACGAUGCAAUUCCAUACGAAAUCGGGGAAGAAAUUGACGAUUGUUACCUGCCCUUCAAACAAGCUGAUCGAUUCUUGGCAACAGAACGAACGCCAGGAGUGUCGACAACUGAUAUCCUGGAAAAUAUACUAAAGUCAAUGGAUUUGUACAAGAAACGACAGAAAAUUCGGCUGAAGGCGAGCGAAAAUUGA